Trichechus manatus latirostris (Florida manatee) is the source of this 2036-nucleotide messenger RNA. RefSeq names its product modulator of apoptosis 1 (gene MOAP1). Gene Ontology annotation, biological process: regulation of apoptotic process. NCBI's taxonomy places the organism in Eukaryota, Metazoa, Chordata, Mammalia, Sirenia, Trichechidae. The record is from RefSeq and is a predicted model, not a curated record. The transcript is spliced from 2 exons. Bases 447 to 1508 code for a protein of 353 amino acids.
UUGGGGUGCGAACCGUGGUUGUGGUGUCGCCGGUGACGGUCUGUCCCUUCAGGUGGGCGGCCGUCUGGGCCUGGCGGGUCUCGUUCGCGGCUCUGAUCGCCGGGUCACUCCCGCAGCGGAGAGUAUCGCAGAGACUAGGUGGCCCUGCAUCACUCGCCGUCGCUUGGCCCGCCUUUCUUCAGAGCCUCGCUAUCCCUGUCGAGUCUCCAUCCGAGACGAGGAGAGGUCGCCGUCCCGCUCCUCAGGCCUGGACGCGUCGGGAGCCGGCCCUGGGCACCCCGAGCCCCGGCAGGUGGACGCAGGCAUCGACCGCUAGAUAACGGCUGCUGGAACUCGGGACGUUGACGUGACAUAGCUGGGGGACCGCGGAGGAUUACUGUGAAUCGCGGUGGGCAUCUGCGCCCCGCCGGUCAAAUUAGAAUUUAAAUCUUUGUCUGUCGGGCACCAUGACGCUGAGGCUUUUAGAAGACUGGUGCAGGGGGAUGGACAUGAACCCUCGGAAAGCUCUGUUGAUUGCCGGCAUCCCGCUGACCUGUAACGAGGCGGAAAUCCAGGAGGCUCUGCAGGCGGGCUUAGCGUCCUUGGGCCAGUACCGACUGCUUGGGAGGAUGUUUAGGAGGGAAGAGAACAGGGUUGUAGCCCUCAUAGGACUCACUGAGGAGACUAGUCUUGCUGUGGUCCCUAAGGAGAUACCGGGGAAAGGGGGUGCCUGGCGAGUGAUCUUUAAGCCGCCUGACCCAGAUAAUGAAUUUUUAAAGAGAUUAAAUGAAUUCUUAGAGGGAGAGGGUCUGACAGUGGCUGAGUUUACCAGCGCUCUUGGGUAUGGAAACGACCCUUUUGACCUAGACCAGAACUUAGUCCCACAGGUGGGGGCCCCUAUGUUGGCAGAGGCAUUAGAUGAGGCUCUCCAGCCUGCCCUGCAAUACCUGAAAUACAGAAAGCUGAAAGUAUUCUCUGGCAGCGAUCCUCCAGAACCCGGAGAAGAAGGAUUUGAUUCCUGGCUGUUUCAUACUACUCAGAUGAUGAAGACAUGGCAGGUGUCAGACGCCGAGAAAAGGAGGCGAUUGCUAGAGUGCCUUAAAGGCCCAGCAUUUGAUGUCAUUCGUGUCCUCAAGAUAAACAAUCCUUUUAUUACGGUCCCUGAAUGCCUACAGGCGCUCGAGCAGGUAUUUGGGGUUAUCGAUAAUCCUAGAGAGUUGCAGGUCAAAUUUCUAACCACUUAUCAGAAGGCUGAAGAAAAGUUAUCUGCUUAUAUCCUGAGGCUAGAGCCUUUAUUACAAAAACUGGUAGAGAGGGGAACAAUCGAGAAAGAAGUUGUGAAUCAGGCCCGCCUAGACCAAAUCCUUGCUGGGGCAGAUGACAGAACACUUCGUAGGAAGCUUGACCUGCCAGAGGACGGCCCAGCACCUGGUUUAUUGCAGUUACUGACUCUGAUAAAGGAGGAAGAGGCAGCCGAGGAUGAGGAGGAGGCCCUUCUCCAGGCAGGAUUAGAAGGGAAUUUCACCUGAAUCUUAGGAAGCCAGGAGGGGAUAUCUGACAGUGAGUGAGGAGAGCAUGAAGGUACAGCAGUCCAUACACGCCUGUGGUCGACCUUAACCAACUCCCUGCCUUGUGCUGCCGAGUAACUCAUCUUUGCACAGUGCUCAGUAUAAACACUUUGUCAUUUCUGUGCCUAUUUAAUGUCUCCUAAAUGUGUCAUUGACUAGGAAGAAUGCAAUUCUGCCCUGGUAUUUAUAGAUUUAAAUUCACAUCUGUGAAGUUGUUUUGUCUUACACAGUUGUACAAAAGGGUGUGUCACUACAUAUAUGCAGUGCUCUGAGGUCACAGGCACCGCUCAGGCACACGGACUGACCAGAAGAUCUUGUUGAGGUGUCAGUUUGUGUGAUGACGGGCGCAAAUGUAGCACGUCAGAUGUGAUAAUGUUGUAUCGUAGAUAGUUUUUAGAUGUGUAUUGUCUCAUAUUUAUGAUGAAAAUCAUGAGCAGUCGUUAAGAUAUUAGAUAUUUCUGCAUGAAUCAGAAUUUUACUGAUUCUGUG